AUGGUUUCACUGGUUGUACUGGCUGUGUUUCUCCUUUGGGAGACCCAUUCUAUGCCUUGGACAGCGGCAUUCAAGCCACUCUUUUCUGACGGCUCCUUCACACAUCGAGAAAUCACUCAUGUGGCUAUGCUUCGCAAGACGGCAGAGGUGUGCCGUGACAUAGCAACUGCUCAGGGUCAAGACUUCACACUGACUAUUGAAAACACAAUGACUGCAUCUGCUGUUCAAAAGGCCUGCUCAAGAUCCCCUGCUUCGUCAUCUGUCUUGUCUGCCACAAGGUUUCAUUUAGCUAUUGCAGAGACUUAUUUCAGCAAUGCUGCCAUUGAUUUACAGUUUAUGCUGAGUGCAAAGCAUCAUAUAGACAAUGAGGCUUUUGGAGAGGGGCGUGACCUCAUCACUCAAGGCGUGGCUACAGUUAAAGCCGGCGUGCAGCGGGGCAGCUACAUCUCUGCUCGUGUCACACUGGGGGCUUUAUGUCACACUCUACAGGAUUUCUAUAGCCAUAGUAACUGGGUGGAACUGGGAUUCGCUGCUCCUUUUAGCAACCUGAUCAGACCUGACCAACCACUCAACAACCUUGCAGGUCCCAAUACACAGACAUGCAGAAACUGCAAUGGAGAAAACUGUGGUGCAAACAUUCUUCCAGAAAUACUGCAGCAGAAGAAACUUACCUCUGGAUAUUUUAGCAUUUCCUCCUCCACAAAACCUGCAGGCAAGUGUAGCCAUGGUGGCUUUUUUGACAGGACCAGUUCAGCAGCACCUACUGGAGGUAUCAAUAAGGAUACCGUCAGCUCAAAUCAUGGCAUCUAUCACCACCGUGCUGCUGAUUUGGCCACCAAGGCUACCAUGGACAUACUAGAGGACAUUCGACUAGCCACAGGCAACCAAGCCUUCCUUCGAUUAAUGGGACUUCGUCAAACGUCUGUGCUGGCUUUUGUGAUUGACACCACGGGCAGUAUGUCUGAUGACAUUGAUGAGGCAAAGAGAGUGUCCUUCAGUAUUAUAGACAGCAGGAGAGGAACAUCAGAGGAGCCUUCGGAGUAUGUUCUUGUCCCUUUUAAUGACCCAGAUUUUGGACCUCUUACACGGACUGAGAAUGCAGAUGUCUUCAAAGAGAGAAUCAAUACUCUUUUAGCGUCUGGUGGUGGUGACCUCCCAGAAAUGUGCUUAUCAGGACUGCAGAUGGCGCUCGCAGGUGCUCCUCCAUCUUCAGACAUUUUUGUGUUCACUGAUGCUGCUGCCAAAGACAUUGACUUACUAAGCACAAUUAAGGCCAUGAUAGAAAGCACCAAGUCCAGAGUCACUUUCAUGCUGACUAGCCCGUUCUCAUUCCGUAGAAAAAGGGGCGUUUUUGCAUCUCAGCGUGUUUACUCAAGAUCAAUGUCACAGUCAGAAAUGCAGUUUUACAGAGAUCUUGCCCAUGCUUCUGGUGGACAGGCCAUAGAGGUCACAAAGACUACACUGUCUCAGGCCACUGAAGUCAUAAUGGAUUCAACCAUCUCAGCUCUGGUCACAGUACUUCAGGUGAUAGGAAGUUCAGCCAAUGCAGAAAACAUUUCUUUCCUGUUGGAUUCAUCUUUGUCCAAUGUGACAGUGUACAUCACUGGGGUCUCCCCACAUUUUACCCUCUACAGCCCCACAGGUGUGUCUCAGUCAGGUUCUGUACCAGAUGGUCCUCUGGGUAGCAUUCAGACUGUGGGCAAUCUGUGGAGAGUUAAACUCAACUCUGAUAAUCAGACUGGGGAAUGGAGCAUUAGCAUUACCUCCACCAGCACCUACACAAUAAAAGUCUUUGGUCAGAGUUCUGUGGAUUUUCUCUUUAACUUUGUGGAGCAAUCUGAGGGAGGUGACUUUACACCCAAAGACAAUCGUCCUUUCAUUGGUCGGAAUGCCACUUUGUUUCUAUCGGUGACCAGAGAAGACUUGGUCACAGUGACCGAUGUGUUAUUAGCUGAAGUUUCAGGAUCAGAUACUGUGAAUGGUACCGUCACAUCUGUGGGUGGGUCAGGCUUCCUGGUUUACUUACAAAGAAUCCCAGAGGGUGCAUUUGUCAUACAUCUGAAAGGGCUUUUAAAUGAUUCAUCCUCAACUGACCGAUUCCAGAGGCAGUCACCCACUCAGCUCAGAGGCUCAAGAGUUGCCAUUGCGGCUCAGUCAAACGGCACUAUAGAUCCUGCAAACCCCUUCAGUGUGAGCUUUACGUUGGCUAGUAAUGGAUCAGGGGGCCACUACACUAUACGAGCCAGGAAUGACCGCAGCUUCAUCGUGUCUGUCCCCAGCUCCCUGAAUGUGGAGGCAGGAGGAAGUGCUCAGGGAACCUUAACACUGACCGCACCCCCUAACACAGAGUCUGGGACUGAUGUCACACUUACCAUUGAGGCAGAAGAUCCAGGGUCCACCGACUCAAAUUAUGUGACACUGCGGCUCACCGUCAUGGCUGAGGUAACUGAUGUCUCCAGACCAGUCUGUAAUGUAGUAAGCAUUAAAGCUGACUGCCCUGUGAAGUGCGGCAGUGCAUCAUGGGAACUCACUGCCAACCUGACAGAUGGUAUUGGUUCAGGCAUAUCCAGUGUCUCCAUCAACGCCGGCAACGGUUCUCUCAGCAUAAGUAAUGCGAUGAGUGAGAAUGGCACCAAUGUCACUGUAGCUUUCUAUAAUGCUUCCUGCUGUUCUCAGGAGGUGGAGCUGGUGGCGGUGGAUGGGGUGGGAAAUGUGGGUACAUGUUUCACUUCUAUAAAGCACCUCACUGCAAAAACAACCACACUGAUGCCUGCCACAAUUACCACAACCAACAGAGGCUACUCUGUGUUGUUCCCUAAGUAUCUUUUGCUCUUUGUUUACCUUUUGUGGUAAAAAGAAAACUAAAGGGACAUACUGGACAUUAAAGAUCAGAACAACAUGCUGAUUGACUUUUAGAAACAUCUGCUGUAGAUUUACAUACUUACAUAAUGUCUAGAAUACAUUUACAUUUAAAGCAUUGACUGUUUUACUUUAUUAAAGGAACAAUGUUGUACAUCAGAUAAAAGAAUGACAUUCUUCUAGAAAUUUUGUAUGUUUUAAAUCAGUGGACCUUGAAAAGUUUCAUAGUAUUGAAUUAUACCUGAUAGUAUUGA
This is a messenger RNA of Triplophysa dalaica, 3113 nucleotides long. RefSeq names its product von Willebrand factor A domain containing 10, tandem duplicate 2 (gene vwa10.2). The transcript has 15 exons. Lineage: Eukaryota; Metazoa; Chordata; Actinopteri; Cypriniformes; Nemacheilidae. The coding region runs from base 1 to 2853 and encodes 950 amino acids. The record is from RefSeq and is a predicted model, not a curated record.